Molecule: messenger RNA, 840 nt
Organism: Symbiodinium sp. CCMP2456
Lineage: Eukaryota; Dinophyceae; Suessiales; Symbiodiniaceae
Source: the annotation of a GenBank genome assembly
AUGGCAUGCGGCAUAGUUGUCCUAUCUACCCAUGCCGCUUUCGCGGAUUGGGAUUUGAAGGGCUGGUUGAGCUGGAUUGAGAAAGGGCUCAAGAAACCGGAUUUGCAUGAGCAGCGUAUGGAAGAUGCCCUCCGGAAGAUGAUGAUGGAACACUUCCAGGGAGCCCUACGAUACCUGGCACACCUCCAGGUCGUCGUACUACUGUUUCUCUUGUACCUUGUGCAGCAGAGGCCGGAGUUUGUCACUAUGGUCCAGUUUGUGACGGUCUUGCUUCAUUAUCUCGGCUGCUGUUGGUUGGCGAGAUCACAUCUCACCUUCAACACGCUUCGGCUGCUUGCGCUGGUCGCACAUUUUGCUCACACUUUCUUCGUCGUCACCACACACUUCUCAGAGGAAGCAGACUACAACUUCCCCUCGGUUUUCUCGGCGGCUUUCCGCGUGUUUGGGGCUGCUGUCAUUCACGACCCGCCGGUUCUCAUCCCAUGUCAGACCUGGAUCUGUGCAGUGGAAGUUGCAUGCUACUUGGGACUGGAGGGGACGCGCCGUGGUCCUCUGUGGCACUUUCUCUGUGGUCAGUCUGUCAUUCUCUCCUUGGUAUGCGGAGUUGCAAUUAUGGUCCAGGAGUGGGCGCGAACUUGCAUCAAAGCUUCAUUCCAGUCGGCCGACGCCCAUCUAUCUUUGGAAGGCUUCCAGCGAGUCUUGCGAAGUGUUUGCGAUGCGGAUGUGCUGCUGGAUGAUAGUUUCAAUAUCGUUGGGGAUGACACUCGCUUGAGACGUGUUCUGGCGACCCCCACCAAUCUUAAAGGCAUGAGGUUUAAUUACCGACCUGCUCGACAAUGA